Molecule: messenger RNA, 1569 nt
Organism: Kockovaella imperatae
Lineage: Eukaryota; Fungi; Basidiomycota; Tremellomycetes; Tremellales; Cuniculitremaceae
Product: putative polygalacturonase
Exons: 9
Coding region: 57-1463 (468 amino acids)
Biological process (GO): carbohydrate metabolic process
Molecular function (GO): polygalacturonase activity
Source: RefSeq, a predicted model, not a curated record
CAUACAUACAUACAUACAUACAUACAUACAUACAUACAUACAUACAUACAUACAUCAUGCUCAACGCGAUUGUAUUCUUGAUUAUUCUGCGGGCAGCCCCAGUGUUAUCCAGCUGGAUACCAUCGGCGAGCAAUAUCUUCGUGGAAGUUGCAACUUGGCUCGAGCCGACCAACAAUCUCCUAGCCAUAACCGAGGUGAAUGGCCCGGAAGGGAGAACUCGGCGCUGUCGUUUAAUGGCUUCUGGGGUGGAUGAUACCGAUGGUCUUGAGCUUGCCGUUGCCAAGUGUGGCUCCAGAGGUAUCAUUGACCUUCCUCAUCCCAGAUACAUCAUCUCGCGUCCGCUAGACUUACGACUCGAACACUCGACGCUCAACGUGCAUGGUUUCUUGACAUUCACAGAUGAUCUCGAUUACUGGAAGUCCAAUCAUAUAGCGUUUCCAUUCCAGAAUCAGUCUCUCGGUCUCGUCUUCCACGGGCACCAUUUCACCCUGGACGGCCAUAAUACCGGUGGCAUCGAUGGACAAGGUCAGAAAUGGUACGAUGACGCUCGCCGCGAAGGGAAUAAGUAUGGUCGGCCAAUGUCCUUGGCGAUUAGCCACUCGCAUGAUGUGGUGAUCAAGAAUUGGUCCAUCAUUCAGCCUCAAUUCUGGGCCAGUCUUGUCGCUUGGAGCAGGAAUGUCCUACUCAAGAAUGUCUAUGUGAAUGCUACGAGCUAUAAUCCAGAGUCUUGGGAGGAACCAGACGGAAAGAGCUGGCUACAAAACACGGAUGGUCUCGACACAUACAACGCAGACAAUGUCACAGUCGAAAACUUCGUGUACCAAGGAGGCGAUGAUUGUCUCGCACUCAAAGCAAACAGUACUGCUAUAACUUUCCGCAACAUCACCUGCGUGGGUGGUACAGGCAUCGCCAUCGGAUCCUUAGCGCAAUACCCCGGAGUGACCGAUAUCAUUGAAGAUGUCUGGAUUGAAGACGUAAAACUCCUGCCAGCACCCUCUAACCAGUGUGCCUUGUUCCAAGGGUUGCUUCUCAAAGCAUGGGGAGCCGAGACACAUGGCACUCCCCCCAAUGGAGGCGGAGGUGGCUUAGGCUACGCUCAUAACAUCACCUUCAAGGAUAUUUACAUGGAAGGCAUCAUACGUCCUAUAGUCUUGCAGUCGACUCUAACCUAUCUAUCGAAUGUAACUCUAAGCCCUGGCAACUUCGAAUGGUCCGACCUUCAUUUCCGUAACAUCACUGCAAUGUCAAAAUAUAACAGACUGAUAUGGCUCGACUGUCCAGCCCAGCACCCCUGCCGAAAUUUCACCUUUAGGGACAUGCACCUAAUCCCCGGCGCCACAGAUCAUCCAGAGCUUCGGUAUGUCUGCAACAAUGUCGUUCUCGGUGGAAAGGACGGACUCAACGAGUGUCAUCCCAGUGACUCCAUGCUUGAGCGCAGAGAAGACGGCUGGCCUCAUGAGUAGUCUGCAACGCUUAUAUCGAGCGCCGCGCUCGUACCACGUAUCAUGCAACAAAAGCUACUCGCCAACACCUGAGUGGUGAUUUCCAAUUGUCUGUCGGGUUUCGGAU